AUGUCGGCCGCUGCAAAGAACGUUAUUGCCACGGGCACCUCGUCGGGCCUGGGAUUUGAAGUCAUCAAGCAGCUGCUUGAGAAGCCCGAGCCAUACAACUUCAUUCUCGGUGCUCGAGACAUCCAGAGGACCCAAUCUGCCUUUGACGAUUUGAAAUAUGAUACCUCCAAGCACACCAUUUCUCUUGUGCCGGUUGAUUUUACCGACCUGCGCAGUGUACAGCUCUUUGUUCAGCAAGCAUUGACCAAUUUAGGUCCUCACAAGUUGGACCUCCUCUUCCUAUGUGCAGGCAUGGUGGCUCCCGCGGAAGGGCCCAGUCCUCACGGCUCACAGUGGUGCGCUCCCUACGUUGUCAACCAUCUCUCACAGCACUACUUGGUUCAUUUGUUGCGUGAGACUUUGGCUGCAUGCAAGUCGCGGAUCGUCGUGGUCUCCUCGGGUGGAAUCCGGAAUGUCAGAAACCAAGAUCCGACAACCCUCGAUGUCGACCUGAAAGCAAACUCUGGAGCAGACCACAGAGUCGUGUACAGUGCUUCCAAAUUUGUGCAGCUACUAGGCGCGCACUAUUGGCGCCGUGCUCUGCCCGAAUGUACAGUGGUGGCUGUCUCGCCUGGUCUCAUUCCAGACACAAAGCUUGCUGGAAAGGACAUGGGAUUGACCAUGAAUAUGCCUGAUGCGAAGACCGUUCCAGAGGGCGCCGAGAACCUUCUGCGUGCGUGGAACGUGAGUGAUUUUCCAUCGGAUCCUCAGCAGAUUUUCUUGACCAGCUGGGGUGAAUGGUGGCCCAAGGAUGUCUACGCCCUCAGCCUUGAUCCUGCCCUGCAGGACAAGUGGUGUUUGAGCAGAGAAGAAAUUGAGAAGACCGAGGGUCUUUCGGCUUAA
Penicillium argentinense is the source of this 882-nucleotide messenger RNA. RefSeq lists its product as uncharacterized. Lineage: Eukaryota; Fungi; Ascomycota; Eurotiomycetes; Eurotiales; Aspergillaceae. The record is from RefSeq and is a predicted model, not a curated record. The transcript has 5 exons. Bases 1 to 882 code for a protein of 293 amino acids.